Messenger RNA from Rhopilema esculentum, 4118 nucleotides. Its product is annotated as centrosomal protein of 131 kDa. Gene Ontology annotation, biological process: cilium assembly; regulation of centrosome duplication; intraciliary transport involved in cilium assembly. NCBI's taxonomy places the organism in Eukaryota, Metazoa, Cnidaria, Scyphozoa, Rhizostomeae, Rhizostomatidae. The record is from RefSeq and is a predicted model, not a curated record. Gene Ontology annotation, cellular component: centriolar satellite.
AACAAUCUGUUGGUUCCUGUCGAAUUUAGGUUCAUUAAAGUCACAAGGUCUUACCCUUUUCAUUUUCCACUGUGAACCGAAUCUGCUGCACAGGCGCUUCGACCGCUUAAAUCCAAUUCAAUUGACAACAAUCAAACAAUUGUAAACAAAAUGGCGUCCAGAAGACAACGGCCCCUGAGCGCCAAUUUUGUUUCUGUCGGUAGUUUACGAGAAAACAAGGGUACCCCUCCGCGUUCUGGCAUCAGGACACCACCAAACAAAGUGAAGACACCACUGACAACAUCGAGGUCAAAUAUUAGCCAAACUUCAAAUGAUCCUGCUGAUGGAUUGUCUAUCACUGGUUCUGGUGUUGGUUCAGCUAGAACAAAGAACAAAAGAGGUGAGAACUUGAGGGGAUCGUUGGGCUCAUCACUGAGACCAAAUGAAGUCCAGAAACCUGCUCCAAAAAUUAUGCAAAAAGAUUCUAAAACCCAUUCUGGCACAAAAGGAGGAAGUGCAACGUCCCAAAGGGGUGGCAGUGCUAAAAAUCUCUUGACCAAACCAGCUUGGUUUGUUUCUACCGAUGGAAUUUCAAAUGAAACGCCACGCAGUGAUACCUCAAAAGCCACUUUCAGUGUCAUUCCACCACGCCCUUCUGUUGACGAGUUCUUAGACUCUGAAGUCAGGGAAACCAAGAAAGAAAGCCCGCGCAGGAAUGAGUUAGCAAGAAGUUUUUCAAAUCCUGCUAGGUAUGAAGAUCAAAGUGCUUCGGUUGGUUUCCUUGAUCAGGCAGCUCUUUCAAAAAUUGGCCAUCUUUUGGAAAACAUCAGCAACGACAGCAAGCUAAGUGACGUCAGGAAAGAACCUGAGUUUGACAAACCAAGCAAGUCAUUUGGAAAUAAAACAAGUGCAACAACAGAUAGUAAUCAUUGGCCUAAUUAUAAAGAAGAUGGUGGGGAUCCGGAGGAUUUGCUGUUUUCACAAGCCAAUAAAAGAGCCACUAAGACGCGAGACUCUAAAACACAUGUUAAUAGUAAGGUUGGGGGCGGAAAGUCUACAGUUCAUAGAAGCUGGGGAAGUGUUGAAGGAAUUGAGACAAAAACAGAUGAUUAUUUAAUCGCAAGAAGAGAGAAAGCAGCAAUCGUUAUUCAAAGAUGGUACCGUCGAGUUAAGAUAAGAAAGACUGCUGGGGCAGCUGCAAUGAAACGAAUGAUGGAUGCAAAAAGGAAGGAAGUAGAAGCGAGGAUGAGUUAUGAAAAAGAAGAGUUCCAAGUGCAGCAUAACGCUGAAGUGGAUAAAAUAAAAAGAAGGGAAGAAAAGGCAAGGUUAGCAAGACAGGCUGCCAUUGAAGAUCUUCAGAAGAAACGCGAGGAGAAGAAAACAAGAAAUCAGGCCAUAGCACAACAAGAAAUAGCUUACCUUCAAGAAAGUGGGAAGAUAUCAAAGCAAAAAUCUCAACCAAAAUCCAGGCCAAGACAGAAGAGGCCCGAUAGUGCAAGCUCUGCUCAGUCAAUUUCGAAUGGCAAAAAAGCAGACGGGGAAAGGGAUCUAAGACCCCCAACUGCAAGCAGCGUGGGAAGAAAGGUUGACGAAAUAUUUGAGGGCUCGAGUCAUGCACGCAGUCAUAAAGAUGAAGACACUGAUAUCAUGCUUACAGAUCGAACAGCAGGAAAUGACGAAACAACCGUCAGCAGCAAGGCUGAAGAGGAGGUGAAAGGAAGUAAGACGACGUUCGAAGAUUUGCUAGACACUCUGAAGGAGCUGGAGUCUGAACCGCCUGAACUUAGUAAACAAAGAAAGUCGUACAAAGAUGCCUGGAUUAAUGACACUGAUGGCAAGAACGAAAGGCAUUCGUUGACAACGCAAAAUCUUCGCACUUUAUCGUCCUCAAAAGAUGACAGAAUGACGAACAAUCCACUUUUAACUGCGGAUAAACUAAGGUCAAUUAUAGACUUUCUAGACGAAGUCGAGCAAGCCGAGCAGGAUAUCCGAAGUGAACUUAGCAGGUCCAGGGUGGUUGACUCUGUAGUUUCAGAGAAAAUUUCUGAUGUCUUUGAGGGAGUCCUUUCACCUGAGAAGGAUAUGGAUUCUGCCUCGCAAAUAGCAAGCGAAAUAAGCAAAGCAAUUUCUGAACAGAAGGAACAGCUAAAUGACAAAAAUCGAUCUGUAAAUUUAUUGCAAAAAGCGUUGCAACAGCAACGCGAAUUCUCUUCGACACACAUACAGGAGGUGAGCAAAGAACACAAGCAGCAGUUGAGUCUCCAGAGGCAAGAAUACGAGAGCACUAUCCAAAGGCAUUUGUCCUUUAUUGACCAACUGAUUGAUGACAAGAAGGUUCUGAGCCAACGCUGCGAGGAUCUUGUGAAAAAGCUGAAGGAGACAGAUCAAAAGUAUUCAACGAAGCUGAAGACAGUUGAGGAGAAUCAUGCAGUCGAGCUUAAAAAGCAAAAAGAGGUGAUGGAGGCUGCUGAAAAACUGCGCAGAGAAAAAUGGAUACAAGAAAAAACGAUUCAAAUAAAGGAAAUGACUGUGAAAGGUCUGGAGCCUGAUAUUCAGAAGCUGAUCGCCAAACACAAAGCAGAAAUAAAGAAACUCAAAGCUAUGCACCAGGGUGAAUUGCUGGAAGCAGAUGAGAGAGCUGGUAGGAAAUACAUCAGACAAAUUGAAGAAUUGAGAGAACAGCUAGAGAUCGAAAAGGACCAAGCAGUGCAGAGAGAAAGAGAUAUUGCAAGACAAAGGUACGAAAAGCAAUUGGAACAAGAAGAACAAGCUUACCAGCAACAGCGGAGGCGCCUGUACUCUGAAGUUCAGGAGGAGAAAGAAAGGCUCACAGAACAGCUGCAAAAAACAAAACAAGAAACGACCCAAGAGAAGAACGCCAGUGAAGAAUCAUAUCGUCAUACACUCCUUGCCAUGCAAGAGGACCAUCACAAAAAGCUUGAAGAAAUCGAAAGGCGGCAUACUUCAGAAAUGAGCAAUCUGAAAGAGCAACUUGAAAUCGAAAAACAGCAGUGGAUAGAAAACUACAUGAAAAAACAGGAUACAUACUUAUUGGCAAAAGAAAGAGAAUUAAAAGAGGGUGUCAGAGAAGCAAGAGACAAGGAAAUUGAGAUGGUAAUUUCGAGACUAGAAAAAGAAACUGCGGAGGCAAAAGAAGAAUGCGAAAGAGCAGCAGACAACCGAAUAAAGAGAAUUAGAGACAAGUAUGAGAAUGAAAUGAAAGAAUUGGAAAACUCGGAGAGGUCUUAUCAAGAGAGAUAUGGUGCCGCAAAAGAGCGAUCUAAUGAUCUUGAGAAUGAGACAAUAAGACUUCGCAGUCAGUUAAAGCAAAAAGAUCAAGAGGUUAUUGACAUCAAAAAGUUAACAGAACAACUUCAAAGUGAAAGGGGGAAGGCUACUGAUAUAAUAAGACAAGAGUUUGCUGACAGGCUUGUCACUACAGACGAAGAUAACAAGAGGCUGAGAAACGAUAUCAGUGAGUUGAAAGCGAGGCAAAGAUUAGAAAUAGAUAGGGUGGUUAAGGAAAAGGAGGAUGAGAUGGAGGAAGUUCAUAAAAGGGUGAAGAUGGCGAUUUCAAAGAAAGAAGAGACAGUUCAGAUGUUGCGUCACCAAAUGCAGGCUGCUGAAAAGAGAGCUGACCAUUUGGAGAUGCUGUUGGCCGAACAGCGUAAGAAGUUGAUGCGAUAAUUUCACAAGAACCUGGGUGUUAUGACAUCUGUGUAACAGCUCCAGCACGAUUUGAACCCCCUCUCUCCCAGUUGCAAUUUUCACAGAAGCUCUAUUCAGUUUUCCUGGGGUAUGGCUUUGUUAUCGUGGAGCUGCUAAUGAUUUUGUCGUGGAGAUUCUUAACUCAGAGGCUAAAAAGAUGGCUGUAGGGUUAAAAAGAUGGCUGUAGGGCAAAUUUUCCAAUACGUCACAGCCAGGACUGGGUAGCUGCUUUUUGGCAACCUGUUUUGGUUGCAGAGCACUUUUUCUGCAUUGAGGAUCAAUUCUAAUGAACAUUGAGUCACAAGUUGUGUAAACUGGAGACAAUCCGAUUAAAUAUUUUUGUAAAUAUGGUUCAUUAUGUCCGGUUGCAAAUAUUGUGCGUCUAUUCGAUUAUUUAUUCGGGAUUUUCCUGAAAUAAAAGAAGGAAAUAA